AUGGAGCUGCGGCCGCUGCCGAGGCUCUGGCGGCUCUGGCCGCUCUUGCUGCUCUGCGGCGGCGGCAGCGGCGACGGCGGGGCUGGCCCUGGCGCCACUUUCACCCCGAGCUGGCCGCGGAGCCGCGAGCAAGAGGCAGCCGCCUUCCGGGAAAGUCUUAAUAGACAUCGAUACUUGAAUUCUUUAUUUCCCAGUGACAAUUCCACUGCCUUCUAUGGAGUAAAUCAGUUUUCUUAUUUGUUUCCUGAAGAGUUCAAAGCCAUUUAUUUGAGAAGCAAAUCUUCCAGGUUUCCCAGAUACCCAGCAGAAGUACAAAUGUCCAUCUCCAACGUGUCUUUGCCACUAAGAUUUGACUGGAGGGACAAGCAUGUUGUAACUCAAGUGAGAAACCAGCAAAUGUGUGGAGGAUGCUGGGCCUUCAGCGUGGUGGGUGCAGUGGAAUCUGCAUGUGCAAUAAAAGGGAAGCCUUUGGAAGACCUCAGCGUACAGCAGGUCAUUGAUUGUUCAUAUAACAAUUAUGGCUGCAAUGGAGGGUCUACUCUCAGUGCUUUGAACUGGCUAAACAAGACUCAAGUAAAACUGGUGAAAGAUUCAGAAUACCCAUUUAAAGCCCAAAAUGGCCUGUGCCAUUACUUUUCUGAUUCACAGUCUGAAUUUUCAAUUAAAGGUUAUUCUGCGUAUGACUUCAGUAACCAAGAAGAUGAAAUGGCAAAAGCACUUCUUACCUUUGGCCCUUUGGUAGUGACAGUAGAUGCAGUGAGCUGGCAAGAUUAUCUGGGAGGCAUAAUACAGCAUCACUGCUCUAGUGGAGAAGCAAAUCAUGCUGUUCUCAUAACUGGGUUUGAUAAAACAGGAAUUAUUCCAUACUGGAUUGUGCGAAACUCAUGGGGACGUUUAUGGGGAGUAGAUGGCUAUGCCCACGUUAAACUGGGAAGUAAUAUUUGUGGUAUUGCAGAUUCCGUUUCUGCUGUCUUUGUGUGA
Molecule: messenger RNA, 981 nt
Organism: Cynocephalus volans (Philippine flying lemur)
Lineage: Eukaryota; Metazoa; Chordata; Mammalia; Dermoptera; Cynocephalidae
Gene: CTSO
Product: cathepsin O
Exons: 8
Coding region: 1-981 (326 amino acids)
Cellular component (GO): lysosome
Molecular function (GO): cysteine-type endopeptidase activity
Source: RefSeq, a predicted model, not a curated record